CGUAAUCGUCAGGUUUUUGUGUGCGGCUGUUGAUUCCGUUUUGCGACGACACGUGGUGAUGGAGUUCGGCGGCGACGAUGGACGUGCGAAGUUGACGACGAUCGAGAAGAUGGCCGUUGUGGCGGCCAUGAUGACUGCGCUCUUUCAUUGUCGGCAAGACAGGGCAUUGGGCAGAAUCAGAGUGCAGAUCCGCGCGCGGAGGAGGACGACGGCACAGGGAGCCCCGGUUGAUGGGCUGGAUACCGUUGCCGGCACCGAGGCUGUACUCCACGUUUGCUGCGCCAUGGGUUGUGGCGUUCUUCCACGACUAAGAUGGUGGAUGAAAAGGAAAACGGGUGGGGUGUGGGAGGAUCUCAGGCAAUGCGACGAUGCCACAGAGGGGUACUUUCGGGAAAAGCUGCAUAUGUCGCCACGUGUAUUUUGGGAGGUCACUGAAGCUUUGUCACCUCAUCUGCAGAGGAGUGUGAUGUUCUACGGGAAGACGUUGCAGCCUGAUCACAUCAUCGCUUAUCCUCUAUACAGGUGGGCAUUAGGGCAGACGUACGAAAGUAGCACAUGCAACUUCGGGAUCGGGAGAGCUUCUGGUCUAGUGGCGACCCGAGACGUAGCGGCGGCGUUAAUGGCCUGGUCUCUGGCUAAGAUAUCCUAGCCGAUGGGGGUGUGCAAGUUGGUCAUCCUGCGAGCAUUCGCUGACAAAGGAUUCCCGGACUGCCACGGGUGCAUCGACUGUACUCACAUCUACAUCGACAAGCCAGCAAACGCCCCCUGCGAGGACUACUAAAAUCGUACAUGGCGUUCCUCAGUUGUCGCGCAGGUAGUUGUUGAUCUGAAUCUACGUGUGCUGGACGUUCACGUUGGCUAGCAAGGAAGUUGCCAUGACGUCGGGGUCAUCUAACUGUCAAGUUUGUGGGUGUGUGCAGACGCUGGCAAUCUUUUCUCGAGGUCGCCGGUGAUGCUCCCCUUCC
Molecule: messenger RNA, 965 nt
Organism: Chara braunii
Lineage: Eukaryota; Viridiplantae; Streptophyta; Charophyceae; Charales; Characeae
Source: the annotation of a GenBank genome assembly